UAGAUGACGAGGAUGUGGCAUGGAACCCGGACAUGCUGCUUGUGCAGCUGACAUCUGACAUGUUGGAUGCCGCCGAAGUCGGCGAAAGUGGAUUGCCCGCUCCUGAUCCUGCGGCACUGGAGGCGGUGGGUAAGGCACGAAGGCGGCGCAACGAGCUGCUGGAGAAUGCGGACGAGAUGCAGGCGACAACGCGGGACCGUCGACGCCGACCGGGCGGUGAGGGAGAAGAACAGGCAGCGUCAGAAAACCCUGAAUCCCACCAGAAGCCUGAGGAGUCGAGUAGUCGCAAAUCCUCCGAAACAAAAAAGAAGAGUCGUGAGCGGUCACCGGGAAAAGGGGGCCAACCCAGGGCAAGGGCUGCACAGCCACCGGAAAGUCCAACAGCUUCUCCGGCAAAUCCCGCAUCACGGAAAAAGUGA
Trypanosoma cruzi is the source of this 419-nucleotide messenger RNA. RefSeq lists its product as uncharacterized. The annotation marks the transcript as partial. The transcript has a single exon. Lineage: Eukaryota; Euglenozoa; Kinetoplastea; Trypanosomatida; Trypanosomatidae. The record is from RefSeq and is a predicted model, not a curated record.